AUGACUCCAAGGUUCCUCACAGCGCCAGUGCAUGCAGGUGCAAGGGCACCUAAACUAGAUACCACAGCAGCAGAGUCGAUUCGUUUCAGUUUCACUGUACCAGAUGAUGACCAAGUCGUCCCACUGGACAUGGCUGAAGAUUCAGUUGAUGACAUGUACUUUGGCUGCAAUAAAGAAAUGAUGGAAUUAGUGGAACGUAAAUACUUUAAAGAAGAGUCUAAGGAAUUGUUUGCAAAUAAGUGGGAAGACGCAAAAGACUGUGUAAAACAGAAACUAGGACAGAGAACGGAUCCUGAUCUAACUGAACUUCACCUGACAGCAAUCUGUCUUUACACAUCCAACAAUGUGUACACAACCUUCAACAAGGCAGUCAGGACACAGAGGAAUGAGUAUACAUCCUCAUUUCAGUUUCACUCUUUACAUUACUUGUUGACAUCAGCCAUACAGAUCUUGAAAAAAAAACCCUGUCUCACUACUUAUAGACGAACCAAAGUUAGAUUUGCUGGCAAUGUAAACCAAAUAAUUAGAUUUGGUUCCUUUGCCUCCAGCUCUUUAGAAACAACCCUGACACACUUUGGUAAAGCGAGCUGCUUUCAAAUUAAGACCUGUUUUGGUGCUUAUUUGAAACAUUAUUCUAUUUUUGGUACUGAAGAAGAAGUGCUCAUCCCCCCAUAUGAGACGUUUAAAAUAACUGAGAUAAUUAGAGGGAAGAAUAACAUUGAAGGUCUGAGUGAUUGUAAAGUUGUCUAUAUCUUGGAGCAUGAAGGGACUAAGAGCCAGCUGAACUGCAAAGUUGUAUACAAUACAAGUCCAGUGGUUAUUGUCCAAGUAGGAAGCCUUGUUCUUCCAUUUCUCAAUAUUCUUAACUGCUUAUCACAACUCAUUAAAUGA
This is a messenger RNA of Monopterus albus (swamp eel), 891 nucleotides long. Its product is annotated as erythroblast NAD(P)(+)--arginine ADP-ribosyltransferase-like. The record is from RefSeq and is a predicted model, not a curated record. The transcript is spliced from 2 exons. Lineage: Eukaryota; Metazoa; Chordata; Actinopteri; Synbranchiformes; Synbranchidae. Gene Ontology annotation, molecular function: NAD+ poly-ADP-ribosyltransferase activity; NAD+-protein-arginine ADP-ribosyltransferase activity. The coding region runs from base 1 to 891 and encodes 296 amino acids.